Molecule: messenger RNA, 2406 nt
Organism: Aspergillus luchuensis
Lineage: Eukaryota; Fungi; Ascomycota; Eurotiomycetes; Eurotiales; Aspergillaceae
Product: GNAT family N-acetyltransferase
Exons: 3
Coding region: 1-2406 (801 amino acids)
Molecular function (GO): acyltransferase activity, transferring groups other than amino-acyl groups
Source: RefSeq, a predicted model, not a curated record
AUGUCACAAAAGAACAACUAUGACUAUGACAGCCCGGACUUAUGGGCGCGAAUGAAAUUGACACGUGAUAGUGUAUCAAGCGCCUCGAUUUCCAAUAAAUACCGGUCUCCUGGAUACCGGCCUUCGCAACGACGAUGUGCCGAGAAUAACAGUUGCACUUCACCUCUGCGCAAUCCGGUGAGUCCGAGUCAGGCUGGAAAGAUGCAAGCGACUGUCAUCAGAUCGACAAAUAGCACUGCAGUCACAGUCACUCGUAAAGCACACAAGGCGAUCGCCACGGCGAUUCCCAAGUGUUGUAAAGCACCUGAGCCGGUUGUGGCCACUAGCCGAUCGCCUUUACAUGAAAACAAACCCCCCUCAUCCCCCAAAAUCUCUUCCAAGAUCACGGUCAAGCUACCUGAGCCACUGAGCAGAUUGUGUGACAGUUCUCACGUAUCGCCAUCCAGAUCUACACCAUCCCCCUACAUCCCACCGCACAUAAGACAACACCAAUAUCAAAAUCCCGACCAGCGCCUCCUCCCUAGAAACAAAGGAGGUCAAGGGACUGAGCAGAAGAAUAGGAGAAACACUGCACGUCCUUCUCACCCUCCUCUCAUCUCACACGCCGCAAAAGCACCUCAGAGGCCAAGUCAGUUAACAUUCACUCGAAAUACUCCGUCUGGCUCGCCACAUCAGCUUGCUCUAUUUGCUGAUAAGGGAAAAAUGUCGUCCAGUGGUGACUCGGAUUAUGUCGUUCUGCGUAAUCCCAGAGCUGAAACAUUGCAGCCUCAAAAUCAGGAUGCCCCAGGACAGACUGGAAUAGAGGGCGGUGGCGGUACCCCUCUUGGGGGCAGCAUUCACCAGCCAGCGCGGUCCCCUUCCGAGGAGAAGCAGCCUACUACCCGUGCUGAGCUGCGAGCAGAGAUCAAAAGAUUACAAAAGGAGGAACUUGCGAAGAUUUAUCAAAAUCUAUACAAGGAGGAGGUCGAAACGGCUGAUGCUGAAGUAGUAGCCAAAUGCCGUGACGGCCCCGGCGUGGACCCAAAGUCGGAGGUCUAUAAGGAAAUCGAGGGAUAUCGACGUGUGCGUCCAAUGGAAGAAGUCGACCUGAACGUCGCGGCGCUCUCUAUAGUCAAUGACCUGGAUGACAAACCAGAGGAUGACCGCCUCGACAACCUCGAGCAGAUUCGUAACAGCUUCAUCGACGGCGAUCGUCUGGCUCCACUGUGGGAUGCAUACGAAAGGCAGACUUUCAUUUACCCUAACGUCAUUAACAACCAAGUGACACUGUCUCCUAAGCCGACUGAGGCGCAGACCACCUUGCAAGCCAAGUUUCAGAAACCAGAGGCCCAUCCGUAUGCCUCGCGAGGUAAACCCCCUACUUUCCCGCCCAGCGCAUAUACGAAAUGGCGAAAGUAUGACCACUUAUGUGAUUGGUGGUGGGCCCCUCCUAUGCUUCCGUUUUACGAUCAAUGGCUUCAAAAAUUCCGUUUUUGGCUCGACGAGACAAUUCAGGAUGCCUGCUACGCAGACAUUUACCACAAGGGCUAUUUUGAUGGCACCGCCCAUCCAGAUGGUGUUAGAACAUUUAUCGUCCCGAAUCUACCAAAGGCUACCACAAUCCUCAAUCCCAACGAUGAGCUAGCCCAUAGACACAGACACGAGACGGCAGCAGGUCUCAGCUACAACUAUGUCAUGCACAAAAAAGCCGAAGCAGAGCUAGAGGAGCAGAAACUAGCUUUGUCGCGCCGCAUGCAACUUGAAUGCAUGGCCACCUUGCCGCCAAAUCCCAACGCGCCAAGGGCAAACAUUUAUCUCAGACCGGCACACGCAGGAGACGCCAAUCAACUCCUCCCCAUUUACAACUGGUACGCCCAGAACUCCUUCGUGAGCGUCGACAUCGGAAAGUUGGAGCCAGGGGACAUCCGGCAGCGCAUCCAAGCCGCCAAAGACGCCCGCCUUCCCUUUAUCGUUGCCGUGGAGCGCGGUUCAGGCAACCAGAGAGAGAAUAUCUUUGGCUACGCCACUGCUAAAGACUACACCGGUUCGGAAACCAGUGGUAGAUACACCGCCGAGUUGGAGUUAUUCGUCAUCCCAGAGCAACAGCGCAAAGGCAUCGGAAAUUGUCUUAUGGACAAGCUCUUGCAGGUAUGUGAUGGAAAUCACAGAACUAAGGGCGGUUAUGAUUUCUACAACCAUGGUCUCUGUGGGUACAGCCUGGGCGGACGCCGCGAGUUCGCUCGACUGAUUUUCACAUUCACAUACGUUCCUGAGGAACGCCAGUCGAAGAGUUGGGUCAGGGAUUGGCUGGCCAAGAACAACUUUGAAUUACAAGGACGCUUGUGCGGAGUCCGUGCAAAGAACGAAAGACUUCUUGACGUUGCGUACUUUGUGAAGAACAACAUCUUCGCACUUCCAUACCGAUAG